Messenger RNA from Cladophialophora bantiana CBS 173.52, 555 nucleotides. RefSeq lists its product as uncharacterized. The transcript has a single exon. The record is from RefSeq and is a predicted model, not a curated record. Lineage: Eukaryota; Fungi; Ascomycota; Eurotiomycetes; Chaetothyriales; Herpotrichiellaceae. The coding region runs from base 1 to 555 and encodes 184 amino acids.
AUGGUCGAGCAAAUGCAUGAUGUUGACAAUGGGUCUGAAAUACGAUCCCUAACCCUCGACACACCUGGACGGGUCGAGGAAUUUGGAAUGAAAGACUCGAUGGUGGAGGAUUUGAGGGAAUUGCUGAAUGCUUCUCCGCUGGCCAGUCGUAUCUGCACACCCUCCUCAACCGCAAGCAUCAGCACCUCUUCCAUUCUCACGCACGCCACACAAAGUGGUAGUGAAACUUCAGCCAACCUCUCUCUGUCAGGGUUAGAUGGCAGAUGUGAAGGAAAAACCGUGGAUUGCUAUAGAAGUGAGGCUGAAGAUCCAGUUCCCGCCAAUCCUGUCAGAAAUGAACAAGAUGGCACCAGGGGAAUUGAGAACACAGUCCAAACUCAAGCCUGUGGAGUGGACAAUAUCGGUAUUGGUGAUACUAUUGCCUUCAGAUUCCGGGGAAGUGACAGCGAGAAUACUUUGGAUUGGUCACCUCCAAACGAACGUCAGACAUUCCGAUUCAGACACUCGUCUGACUCGUACCUUCUGAAGUCCCUUGAUAUCAACUACUCCGCGUAA